AUGGGUUCCUCGCAGUGGAUUGAGUUUCAGUCCUCUCCAUCCAAUUCAUAUUGCAAUGUCUGGUUAAUGCAGGCAGGUAGCAUCCUGAUACCUCAAGAGUUUCUUCUUUUACCAGACACAGCUGCGGACAAUGGGUCAGGUUCAGAGCCGUUGGAGCAAACGGUAUCCGGGAAAUACGCUGCACCUGACUUUGUGUUCCUGAUUGAACACAUCCCAACUGGGAAAUUCUACCUCUACGACCUAGGGAUGCGCAAGGAUUUACACAAUCUGUCCCCUUUCACGCGCAAAUACGACCUUCCUUUCUAUGGCUACUCGCCCGUUCUCCCGUCAGAGAUACUAUCUCAACAUGGCCCGCCUGGAUUUCACCCGUCCAAGGUGCACUCGAUUGUACUCUCGCAUCUGGAUUUUGAUCAUAUUGGGGAUUGCGGGAAACUUGCGUUUCCAAACGCUGAGAUUUGGAUGGGCCCUUCCGCUUGCUUGAAGGCUCGACCUGGGUACCCUGAAGACCCUGACUCGGCUGGGCUAUCGAGUGACUUUCCCCGCGAUGGUUCCCGGAAGAUCGUCGAGUUUACCAUCCCGGAUGAUAUUCUCCAGGAGAAGGGAGAUGCCAGAGUUGACCUCGUGAAAGAUUGGAUAUCCAAGGGGUACUAUACAGCAAUCGAACGGCGGGUACCAUCCAAUGGUUGGCAUCCGCUGGGUACCUUUCCUUUGGCUUGCGACCUGUUCAAUGAUGGAUCUAUGUAUCUAAUUGAUAGCCCUGGUCAUGGUGCUGGGCACCAGUCACUUUUAAUUCGGCUGCGGAAAGAAUCCAGUGAGAAACUGUCAAGUGCCCCGGGUAGCACAAAUUCCGAGUUGCCGCUGGACGAUUUUGUUCUUUUGGCGGGUGAUACAUUUCAUCAUCCCGAGCUGUUACGAAAUCCACUCAGGAUGGCCCGCGCCCCAUACAGCUCGAACAGCGUGCACAAUGAUGCCAAUUUGGCCAUCGAUACAAUAUAUCGUACGCAAGGAUUUGCCCGGCGUGAAAAUUGUUGGGUGAUAGCUGCACAUGACACCGAUGUUCAGGCAUCCCUGGCUGCCGGGCAGAAAUGCGUCGAGGGAUUGGCUCUUCUGAAUGACUGGAAGCAUAAGGGGUGGAAAGGUGAGCAGGGGAAAUGA
Molecule: messenger RNA, 1155 nt
Organism: Penicillium cinerascens
Lineage: Eukaryota; Fungi; Ascomycota; Eurotiomycetes; Eurotiales; Aspergillaceae
Product: MBL fold metallo-hydrolase
Exons: 1
Coding region: 1-1155 (384 amino acids)
Source: RefSeq, a predicted model, not a curated record